Molecule: messenger RNA, 2313 nt
Organism: Closterium sp. Naga37s-1
Lineage: Eukaryota; Viridiplantae; Streptophyta; Zygnematophyceae; Desmidiales; Closteriaceae
Source: the annotation of a GenBank genome assembly
AUGGCAGCGGCAGGAUCAGCAUUGAUGUCGGUGAACGAAGGCGACGAGAACUCGCUGUUCUACGAUGACCCCGAUCUCGCCGUCGACGAUUAUAUUCCAAAGGACCGCCAUGACUUGGAGCUGAUGAGGGAGCGCCUCUCGAAGCUGCUGUUAGGGGACGACCCCUCGGGAGGCGCCAAGGGCUGCGGACCCGCCCUAGCCAUGGCUAACGCGAUCACCAGCGUCUCAGCGUCUGUUUUUGGAGACAGCUUGCGGUUGCGGCCGUUGAGGGACGAGGACAAGAACAAGUGGCGGAGGGAGAUGGGAAUCAUGGUGUCGGUGUGUCGUCACAUCGUGGAGCUGGCGCCAGGCUGGCAGACGCGCCCUGACGGCACCCGAUUCGAGGUAAUGAAGCGGAGAGUUAGGGAGGACCUUCGAAUCAACCUCCCAGCGCUCACCAAGCUAGACCAUCUGCUGCAGAGCAUACUAGAGCAGAGCACGUCAAAUGAAUAUUACUAUGAGGACGAAGUGGUGGGAGGGCAAGAGCCUAGAGAAGAAGACGAAGAGGAGGGGGAGGAGGAGAGGGAGGAGGAUGAUGACGUGGACGUUGAUGAUGAUGACGUGGAUGGGGAUAUUGUGGAUCAGGAUUUCGAUCUGAAUGCUGACGUAGCAGGAGGGUCGGAAGGAGGGGUAGGUUCGGAAAGAGGAGGGAUAGGGUCGGAAGAAGGGGGGGUAGGUUUGGAAAAAGGAUCAGCAGCAGCAGGAGGAGGGAGUGAAGUCACAAAGGGGAGCAGCGCCAAAGAAGCUUUUUCUCGAAGGGAAGGGGGGAGAAGUAGUAGGGGAGAUAGUGGGGCGAGCGGUGGGAGUGGGUUGAGUGGGUUGCGUGGUGGUAAUGCGAGCAGCAACAGCGGGGAGGAUCAGGAGCAGCAGGAGGAAAGGCAGCAGCAGGAGGAGGAGCCUGAGAAGCACGAAUCAGAUGCAGAAGGGUUGGAGCAGCAGUUUCGAAGGAGCAUCUCAGCACCUACAGAGAGGCGCGAGAGUGGGGACUUUGCAGAGGUGGAUAAGGAGACAUGGACGUUCCAGAUUCCUUCCUGCAAUGACUUUGCCCCAGAGCUUGAAGACAAUACUGGGAGACAGGGUGCUGACGACCAACACAGGGAGCCCUAUCUCACGCACACACUGGGCGGCAGUUAUUUGUCCACUAGCAGCCGCGAGAUCAUGCGGCUGGAGGAGAAUCUGGAGCGGGUGGCAUCGUGCCUCGCUGCCAUCCGCCGCAUGUGGCCCGACCUCCCCCAAACCACCUUGGACCUCGCCAAAAUCGCUUUCAACCGGGACAUUGGGAAAGCGGUUCUAGAAAGUUAUUCCCGGGUGCUAGAGGGAGCUGCCUCCAACAUCCGAGCACGCCUGCGAGACGUGCUUCAUGCAGACCACCUUUUCAACAACCCCCAGCUCUUUCCCCUCCAAGACGCCCCCUCAGACCCUCGCCCCCAGCACCUGCGCCACCCCACCUUCUCUCUGCUCAUGCCCGAUACUAUCUUUGACGCGGUCUCGGUUUCCGGGGGAAGUGAAUCUUCAGCGAGUAUUCGCAGCUUUGAGUCGAGCAGGAGCGGGAGCAGUGGGAAGGGCGGGAGGCAUUUCCGGGGCGGGAGUAUGGUGUCGGAUUCGGGAGUAUCGAGCCCUGGCGGGGGCGGGGGAGGGAGUGGAGGUUCAGGUGGAAUCUCAGGUGGGAAGUCAGGUGGCGGGAGAUGGGACACGCGGCCGCCCAGGAGUCCCGAGUUGCGAACUUCAUCUGUAGCGCCAGCAGGGAUGAGCCGGUUGGGCGGGAAUGGGAGCGGUGGGAAUGGGAGCAGCGGGAUGAGUUUCCGUGAUCGCUUUCGGAGCGCCACUCUAGCAGCUCCCACCUCCAGCGCUGCUGCUGCCACUACCGCUGGUGCUGCUGCUGAUGCUGCUGGUGGCGCCGCUGGUGGUGCUGCUGCUGCUGGUCCUGGGUCUGGUGCGAUGGGGUAUUCCCAGUCUCUACCAGCACACGACCCCAAGCAGCAACAGCAGCAACCGUACCUACGCAGAACAGGCUCGUUUCAACCUACCUCCCAGAGCCGCGGCGGCAUGAUGCGGACGGUAAGGAGGAGUCAAAGCGGGGGGCUGGAGGAGGAGGUGAUGCGGCUGAAGCUUGAAUCAGGGGAGACUGGGGGGGACUCGCCUGUCCUGACUAAGACCCCGGGGUUUGUUCUUGUCUCAGCGUUACAGAGUGGUGGUGGUGGCGGUGGUUCGGGGGGGUUCUCGUCGCGACCACCACACCCGCCAAAUCGAUCCGCUAGUGGUGAUUGGACAUGA